UAAUGGGAUUCUCGUGUUUUUUCAUCGCAGUACUGCCGGCUUUUGGAAUAUCAAUGAGACUGACUCCCAACAUUACGGAUCCAGGAAGACCAAUGGUUUUACAAACCCAUUAUAUUUAUGACGUAACAAAGAGCCCGCAAUACGAACUGACAUUUAUUAAUCAAGCUAUCUUUGUAACAAUUGCAAUGAUCGCUUACAGUGGAAUAGAUAAUUUUCUUAGUCUUUUAGUUUUUCAUAUAUGCGGCCAAUUAGACAUACUCGAAAAUCGUUUGAAUCAUUUGGAUAAAUAUAUAAAUUAUAACGAAGUGUUGAAAUGUUGCAUAGCAAAACAUAUACGUUUGCUCAGAGCUAUUGAUGUUAUUGAAGAUACAUAUAAUAUAAUACUUCUCUCCCUAUUUAUAUAUUUUGCACUCCUCUUCGCAUUUUAUGGAUUUCGAAUGAUCAGUCUGUUUGAUGAAGAAAAUGAUGUAUCAUUCACUCACUUAAUAUAUUUUAUAUCCACCAUUCUCAAUAUAUUUGUAAAUAUGUGUUUAUAUUGCGUCCUCGGUGAGAUUCUGAUGACCCAGUGCAAUAAAAUAUAUUUUGCGGCAUAUAACAACAAAUGGUACAUCCUAAAUUCGAAAAUUGUAGAAAAUUUGUUUUUUUUAAUGACAAGAGGUUCUAAUCCAAUCUAUCUCACUGUGGGAAAAGUGUCUCCUGUUACAAUGGUCACGUUUUGCAACUUAGUAAAAACAUCUGUUGGUUAUAUAUCCGUUUUGCACACAACGAAGAGUUGAUAGAAGAAAUGAGAUGUUCUUUUUUCAUC
Messenger RNA from Wasmannia auropunctata (little fire ant), 805 nucleotides. Its product is annotated as odorant receptor 67c-like. The transcript is spliced from 5 exons. Bases 3 to 776 code for a protein of 257 amino acids. Gene Ontology annotation, biological process: detection of chemical stimulus involved in sensory perception of smell; sensory perception of smell. NCBI's taxonomy places the organism in Eukaryota, Metazoa, Arthropoda, Insecta, Hymenoptera, Formicidae. The record is from RefSeq and is a predicted model, not a curated record. Gene Ontology annotation, molecular function: odorant binding; olfactory receptor activity. Gene Ontology annotation, cellular component: plasma membrane.